This is a messenger RNA of Clunio marinus, 2322 nucleotides long. The record is from the annotation of a GenBank genome assembly. Lineage: Eukaryota; Metazoa; Arthropoda; Insecta; Diptera; Chironomidae.
AAUAACUUUCUUCCGCGAGUCCUUUGUGAUUUAGUUUAAAUGACUGAUUUUUCAAUUAAAAAGCGUAUGAUUACGUUUUCACUAUCUUGUUUCCAUCUAACUGAUAUAUUAAUUAGUUAAUUCUCUUAUACCGCUAACCGUAUUUGCUUCAUAAACCACAAAAAUGGGUUCAACAAGUGAAAUAAUUCGUAAAAGCUUCUUCCUUGAACGAAUGGGAAAUAAAGAACAUUACAAAAUUCUAAAAUUCUCCAAUAAAAAGAAAUUACAACUAGGCCGAGAAUCAUCAAACAGAAUUGAUAUAACUUUAAGUAAAGCAAUUGUUUCGAAAAUACAUUGCCUUAUAGACUUCCAGGAUUGCAGAAUGUUUGUGACUGAUCUGAACAGCCGAAAUGGUACUUAUAUAAACAACAAAAGAAUUCAAAAUAGAACAGAAGUGUUUGAAAAUGAUAUUAUCGGAAUUGGAUUCAAUCCCUCAAAGGAUUCUGAAUUAGCAGAAUCUGAAAAACUCGUUUUCAAAGUAAAAACCAUGGAAACUGAAGUGGAAACAAUCAAUUUAGAUUCAAGUGAUGAUGAAUCUAUGACAGUUAGUAAUAAUACAAUAAGCAAUACAUGCAGCUUUGUCAACGAAUCUGAAGUUGUUUAUGAUGAUAAUUACUUUCUUAAUUUCAAUCCGAAUUAUUCAAAUCUGACUCUAAAGCCGGAAUGUUUUGUUAAACUAGAAAAACUUUCUGAUUCGGAAUUCUCCAAAUAUCUUGGAAAAGAUGAAGAUGAAGUAGAAGAACCAACAAAGCCAAAUGAAAAUGAACUUUUCGUUUCCGAACAUGCAGCUAUGAAUUCAUCUGAAAAGAAAGGAGAACUUUUUGAAAGUGAUGAGACAUUUCAACUUGUUGAGGUCAGCAUCAAAAUUAAGAAACUUUCUAAAGAGGAUAUAUUAUCAAUGAAAAGAAAUAUUAAAGAGGAAUUUACAAAAUCCCGUUCAAGUGAUAAACAACAACAAAAAUUCAAAGAAGAAUCUCCAAAAACAUCGCGGUACAAAUUAAUUGAUAGCGAAAGUGAUUCUGAUUCAAGUGAAGCAAGUAUAAAUAAACGAUUUAAAAGAAUCAAUAGCAAUCAUAAAAAUAUAUUUAAAAAGAAAAACAACAAUUUCUAUGUCAACAAAAAAAUGCUCAAUGAGCGAAGAGAAAAACUGAAACAAAUUGCUGAAGAAAGUUCAAAUAAAAAAACUGAGAAUGGUGAAACCAUAGAAGCAACAAAACGUUCGGCGCCUAAACCAAAAAUUAAAAUAACAGAAAAUAAUCGUGGAAGCUUCUUAGUUGAUAUGAAUAUGAAUCCCAUAAAAAUACAAAAAAAAAUAACUAAACCAGUCGAAAUAACAAAAAAGCCUCCUGAACAAAAAGAAAAGAAAAACAUUAAGGCUCACGUCUCAACAGUCUCAGAAUUUUGUGCAAAAUAUUUCGGUGAGCCAUCAGUACCGGCUCAAGAUUCUAAAUCAUUGAAUUUUUACACCCCAAUUCCUUCACAACAGAACAAUGAGGUGACUUCAAAUAAUCCAAAGCUUGGCACAAAUUUCAUAAAGAAGAAGAAAGUUACAUUUAAUGAUGUACCUGAAAUCAGAGAAUUUGAAAAAGAAAUCCUUCCAGAACAACAACUUCAAUUGAAAGAUAAAAUUGAGGAAAAUGUCGUUCGCAAAUUAUUACAUAUAAAUCCUUUGUGGUUGGAUAAGGAUAGAAGUAAUAACUAUUCAGAUGAAUUUAAAACAACAAUGCAAUUGAUGAAUCUGGAUGAUGAAAGUGUCGAUCAAUGCAAAACUUAUAUAGAAAUAGAAUUUUUGAAGAAAAUUUUCAUCGCACUUCAUGAAAAUGACAAAUGGAGUCACGUUACAGUUGAUGAAGUUUUACAUGUGGUUUCAGAUGAGAUUAUGAUUUAUUGUAGUGCUGGGGAUGUGCCUUUAUGUGAAGUCGGUUUGUUGAUGAAAGUUCAAUUUAAUGAUCCGGUAAAAUGUGAACUGCAUGAAGUUUUUGGAUAUUUAAAUGAGCAUACCAAGAAUAAAAUCGCAAUUACUGUUUAUAGCGAUAAUAUAAAAUUGCUUUCUGAUGUCAGUGUCAUCAAAACACAAACAAUUAUUAAUGUUAGUACAACUAUCAAUGAAAUGCAUGAUUAUAUCUCAUCAACUGAACAUUUACCUCUUCCCGUAACAAGUAAUUUCAUUCCAGCAUGGCUCGAAGAAGUGCAAAAUGAAGUAUUAAAAAAAAUUACUCAUUGAAACAUUGCCAAAGAUACACUAAAAAAAUGUUUGUGAUAUCUAUUUAAGAAUAAAAAGAA